AUGGAUUCCCUCCCCUCGACCCCCAAGGCCACGCCGAUGGCAGCGAUGGCAGCUCCCCCCUCCGCGGGGUCUGAAACCCCCGGGAAAUGGCGCCACCCCCAGUUGGAUGAGAUUGUCCGACGUCAGAACGCAGCUACAUUUGGUGACAAGAACUUGCGAAAGGUCAUUUGGAACGGAGGUGCCCUAGCUAUUACUUGGGGCUUUGGAAACAGCAUCAAGAACAGCUCGCAUUACAUUUUCGACCAUAACUCGGCAUAUCCCGAGGCUUCGCUACUGCUCAUUCAGCUCUUCUUCGUCGUCAACAUUCUCAUCGCCUUGUACCCUCUCUUCCGACCAGUGGAUAACCUCUCCGAUAUUCCCUUGACACCUACUCAGCGAGCCCUUCUGGGCUUGGAUCCCACCGCUACCCCUCCUCUUACACCCGGAACUACAUAUGUCACCCCGCCAAGGUACCGCGUGUCAACUUCGCGCAAAGGCAGCCCUGCAAGCCAGAGCGGGUCGCCCCUGUCUGCGACACCCAACUUUUCAGAGCGACGCGUUUCCUCCGGUACUCCAUUCUCGCCUGCCUCCAGUCCAUUGUUCCAUAAAGCAGUUGCCAACGGUGGAAGAGAUACAGGUCGGCGACCAAGUUUCGGAUCAUCCUCGCCUCUUGGUCGCAGCACCGCCUCGUUCGGAGAAUCCAGCAUCGGCCCCGGUACACCUUCUCCUCUAGCAGGGAAGCGAACCAGCUUGUCACUGAUAUAUGAACCUUACCCCGUGAGGGACUGGGUUCAUUUACCAGCAAUGGGGGCCUCGGAGUCGAAGCUUGUGUUCAAGCAAGGCAUCUUCCGCCUCUCCGAAGAGAAGGAGAUCCCCGCCGACGACCCUUACUGGACGAGAUUCUGGGAGCUACCCGAGUCUACAGAAGAUGUCUUCAGCUUGUUCACGCCUGCUGACAUCCGACGAACGCGCGACCAUGCCUUAUCGAACUUUGAAACGUUGAUACUCUCAGUGUCCUCACGGCUUAUAGUCUUGAAAAACCACCCUUCUUUCCCCGAUCCCGAUCUUGCACCCGAUCGUGAUGUGCUCAACUGCAUUCGCAUACUCACCCGGCUCCUACCCUUUGUCUACGAAGCCGAACACCUGGAGGAUUGGGAAGAGAAGUUCUUUUGGUCGCGUCGCAAGAGAAAGACUAGACAGUCGCAGAUUGCAGGGGAAGUGCUCUUUGACGAUGCACAGCUGGAGGAUCAGCAAGACGGGUCUUCGCCAUACGGAGAAGAAUACGAAGAUGUGAAACCUCUCGCAGAGGAGUUGAUCGAUACGUUGCUUGACUUGCUCUUUUUCGCCGACUUCACCAUUCCAAUGCUUCCAACUGCCAAAAGCAAGAUCUCAUACUCGAUCUGGCAAAGUGGUGUGGGCUGCAAUACAUCUAUGGGAUCCAACAAAACCCUUGAGAAUAAUCGAUGCGAGAUUCUCCGGCUACUGCUCACGAUGACCGGAAAGGCAAUGUACUUACCUUCCAACACGCUCCCCGUACAAGGUGUACGGGCCAUCACAUACAUCACCACGUGUCAGGACAAGCAGGCCGUUUUGACCACACUUUGUUCCCUGCUGAACACGGCCAUGAAAUACAAUCCUGCAACAUGGAGGGUUCCAUACGACCACGUGGUCUGGAAAGACCCUAAGCAGAUACUGGUCAUCUACUGCUUACAGCUUCUCCUUGUCCUUCUACUUUACCCAAUUCCCGAAGAUGGCCGUGGUACUCCUCCGAAGAAUUACUAUCGCCAUUACUUUGGUAGGCUGCAUAGGCCCCAGGAUUUCCAGUUCCUCGUAGAUGGCAUGACCAGAAUUCUAAACCAGCCUAUGCAAGCCACAAAUUCAUUACUUCCAGGAAGUCAAAGAUCAGUGAAAUGGGCACCGGAGAUCCUGAUCCUCUUCUGGGAGACUUUGCAGUGCAAUAAGCGUUUCAGGUCAUUCAUCAUCGACUCCAACCGCUCGCAUGAUUUCUUGAUUCUUUGCAUAUUUUAUGCCAUGGAGUAUAGAGCCGAUCCAUCUAAACAAGGAGUAGUUCGGAUGUGUGUCUUCAUUCUUCAGACGAUGAGUGCGGAACCGACUUUCGGCAAGAGUCUCAACAUUCAUUUCGAGGCACAAGAAACCCUGCCACUGUCAAUUCGACAGGAGAAAUUCCGAGGCUCCUAUGCUGAUUAUCUUAUUAUGUCGAUCCAUACGCUCAUGACAACUAGUAAAGGGAACCUCGACACAGUUUAUCCCGCCCUCAUGAUCAUCUUAAACAACAUCGCCCCAUACAUCCAGCAUAUUUCGGCUGUGACUUCUCCCAAAGUGAUUCAACUUUUUUCUUCUAUGUCUGCGCCCAGCUUUUUGUUGGCCAAUGAGACAAAUCAUACUCUUCUUGCUUCGUUGCUUGACUUCAUCAAUGCUAUUCUUGAGCACAACUUCACCGAAAACCGGUAUCUCGUAUACGCUAUCUUGAAGUAUAAACAACGAUUUGAAGCCAUCCGAGCUUUCACGCUUGAGAGUGGUCAGCAAGAAAUUGAGCGACAGAGGGAAAAACGAAAGGCUAGAGAGACCCCAGCCGAUGUGAUCAGCAGUCCCUCGCUAUCCCACUCCGAAGAAGAUUUACACACACCUUCGGGUGCUCGGUCGCCUUUGACUCGUAUUCCCGAAGAGAACAGCGCGUUCGCGAUUGGAGAUGACGAUUCAGACGACGAAGGAGAAAACACACCGUCUCAAUCGUCUCCUUCCGCUCAAACCUCACGUAGGCCUUCUUUUGCCUCAACUACCGAUGAGAAUGGCUCACAGCAGUUGCGGGGCAUGUCCGAAAAAGCUCGUGGCAAAAUGCCCGCCGGUCGCCCGUCCUUCUCUCGCCAGAAUAGCAUGACAAGUCAAACAAGCAUGUCUGCUCUGUUCACUGCCUCGUCAACCGGCUUCAUGCCAACUGUUCCUUGGCUCGAAUCUUGGCUUCCAGAGUUACCGCUGCAUACAAUUCUGACCAUCAUUUCCGCCAUUGCUCCCCAUAUUCCAGAAGCUGCUCUGCAGACUACUGCAAGCCCCGAGGCCCGUACUCUGAUCAGUAAUCUUCCAUCAUUUGCCGAAGAGCCACAAGUCAAGAGUAUCAUUUUAGAGCCGACACCACCCCGCGCCCAGUCAUUUGAGUGGUCUGCCCUUUCCAUGGGUUGGUACGAGUCUCUCCUCUGGGGCUUCAUCUUUUCGAGUGAGAUGGUAGUGGGCUCUGCUGCGGGUGCAACUGCGGGUACCGUCGGUGUUUGGAACGGCACCGGAAUCCGUCUAUUUAGAGUUCAAGAGGCUGCUGCUCAGGGACCGACUCUACUGGCUCCAAAGGGGGCCGUGGAUGCAGUUGGUAGCAAUUUGGUCCAGCGAAUUGGAAAUCUCAGUCUGCGUGGCCGCAACUCAAUAUCCCAGGAGUCUCCAGGCCAACCCCCGAGUGUGCGUGAAGUCUAG
This is a messenger RNA of Penicillium verhagenii, 3459 nucleotides long. RefSeq lists its product as uncharacterized. Lineage: Eukaryota; Fungi; Ascomycota; Eurotiomycetes; Eurotiales; Aspergillaceae. The transcript has 10 exons. Gene Ontology annotation, cellular component: Golgi trans cisterna; membrane; Golgi medial cisterna. The record is from RefSeq and is a predicted model, not a curated record. The coding region runs from base 1 to 3459 and encodes 1152 amino acids.